GGAGCUGCGGGGCAAACGGCUUCUGGCUGUGUGGUAGCGGGGACUCUGCUCCCUUCCGCGCGGUGAGGGACCGUCUCCGCCGCGCUCCUCGUCCUCGCCGGCCGUCGCCUCACCGACUCGCCUGUGCUACCGGCCCGCUACAACUACUCGUAGAAUUUAAAAGAGAGGCUGUCAUGUCACAGGAGUGCAACGAUGAGUGGGAGCUGAGCAAAGAGAAUGUGCAGCCCCUCCGGCAGGGACGUGUCAUGGCCACCUUGCAGGAAGCUUUGGCUCAGCAGGAGACCUCCACCCACACUGCUGUUCAGCUCAAAAAGCAGGAGUUUGAAUUGGAAAUCCGAUUUUACUCUGGAGACGAUCCACUGGAUGUCUGGGACCGGUACAUUAAGUGGACAGAGCAAACCUUCCCCCAGGGUGGAAAGGAGAGUAAUCUCCCAGCAAUAUUGGAAAGGGCAGUGAAAGCACUCAAUGAACAGCAGCGGUACUACAAAGAUCCCCGCUAUCUUAAUCUCUGGCUCAAGUUUGGAGAUUGUUGUAACGAGCCCUUGGAUCUGUACAGUUAUCUACAUAGCCAGGAAAUUGGAACAACACUGGCGCUACUCUACAUCACUUGGGCAGAGGUGCUUGAGGCUAGAGGAAGUUUUAAGAAAGCAGAUCUGAUAUUCCAGGAGGGUCUUCAGCGUAAGGCUGAACCUUUGGACAAGCUCCAGUCCUAUCACAGGCAGUUUCAGGCCCGUGUUUCUCGGCAGACGCUGCUGGGGCUUGAGGAAACUCCUGAUGAAAAUGCUACUGGUCUUCUGGGAGCUGUGGAACCUCAGAGAAGCUCACUGGCAGAUCUAAAAGGCAGAGGGAAGAAAAAAGUGAGAGCCCCAAUUAGUCGUGUAGGAGAUGCACUUAAAGCCACUAACCAAAGCAGAAGCUUCCAGACUCUAACGUCUCAGCAGUUUUCAAAUAAUCCGGGUUUUGCUGUGUUUGAUGAAAAUUCAUCUUCUGGACCUGAGAUUCCUGUAAUUACACCACAGCCAUGGACAGCACCUCCAGCCCCAAGGGCCAAGGAGAAUGAACUCAGCGCAGGACCUUGGAACUCUGGCAGGCGCCCUCGAAGCACUGUGAAUGCUGGUAUAGAAGUGCCCUGCCCGCUGCCCAGUUUCACCCCGUAUGUGGAGGAGUCAGCUCAGCAACAAGUCAUGACUCCCUGCAAAAUUGAACCUAGUGUAAACUGUGUUUUAAGUGCUCGGAAACCUGAGAAAGAGGAGGACCCACUGCAACGAGUACAAAAUCAUCAGCAGGAUACUCAAGAAAAGAAAGAGGUGGUGAUGUACUGUAAAGAUAAAAUUUAUGCUGGAGUUGAAGAAUUCUCUUUGGAAGAAAUCCGAGCUGAAAUCUACAGAAAGAAAGCAAAAAAGAAAGCAGAAGAGGAGAUGCAGGCCAUAGCACAGCAGAAGGAAGAAAUACAAAAGAAAAUUGAAGAGCUGGAGAUGAAAUUAAAGAAGAAAAAAGAUGACAAGCAGCAACAAUCAUGUGAACAGCCAAUAGAGAUAACCAAAGCUUCGCCAUCUUUGGGACUGCAAGGAUUUACUUUUUCCAGUGCAACAGAAGUUGGGGAGAAACCACUUCAGUUGCAAAGUGAAUUCGAGGUCUCUGAAGAUACUCAGCUACGUAAAUCAUCUUGUUCCGAGGAGGUUAUCCAGUCUCCUGAUGUAUGCCCAGAUAUGCAAAGCGGAAACGUGUUUUUAGACUCUGAGGAAGAGCAGAAGGAACAGAGAAAUGAGGCCAGCCUUGGGAAAAAAGGUCUCCUUCCCCCACCGGAUCCUGGUGUGCUUUUCUCCAUAUUUGAUGAAUCCUCUACUUUGAAAAAUCAGAAUACAAGUUGCUCUACAGAUCAUACACAGAAAAGUUCUCGGCGCCCUCUUGCUGUUCGUAAACCUUCAGAUUCUGUAACUGCAAAGGAAAACGUGCUGCCAGAAGCCUGUGUUGAGCUGAAUGGAAUUGAGCCUUUGACUGAAGAUGCAAUUGUGACGGGCUCCUACAAGAACAAAACCCUUUGUGCCAACCCAGAAGACACAUGUGACUUUGUCAGAGCUGCCCAUCUGGCAUCGACACCCUUUCAUGGGGUGGUAGCUCAGAGAGUCCCAGCUCCUGCUCUUUCACAGUGUGACCUGAAGGAAGACUGCUCAGAACCUAAGAGUGCACCUCUGAAUGAGGAAAUACCCGUUUCUGAGGGAGCAUACAGUGAAGCUCUUUGUGUAAACAAACUGAGCCCCAUCAUGGAAGCAAGCCUGGAAGAUACUCGUUCGUCAGGUUCUUCUGUCUCAGGAUCUUCUCUUUCCUCUGUUACACAAAUAUCUACUGUUAAAUACCUGCAUAUCCCUGAGAAACUGGAACUUGCCCAGAGCUUGCCUGCUGAAAUGGUUCCUGAUUCUGGAGGUGUCAGUGAAAACAUUACUGGUGAUGUAACUCGGUUCUUGUGGAGUGCUGAACAGCGUAAAAAGCUUCUAGAUCCUAUGCCAGAAUGGUUGACUGCUGCUCCAGACUUUCAUUUGGAGACUGGCGCUCUGCCUGUCAUGGAGCUUGAGAAAGACGUUGAGCUAGGAAAUGAAACUUACUGUAUCAAAUGGGAAUAUUGGGCCAAUGAAGAAUACCAGAUGUGUUUUGCCAUUCCAGCCCACUUCCCCCAGUUGGAUGCAAAGGGAUUUGCAAUAAAGGUGUAUUCUCAGCCUGUGCCUUGGGAUUUUUAUAUCACACUUCAGUUACAGGAGCGUCUGAAUACUGAUUUUGACCAAAGCUUCAGUGAGAAUUGCAGCUGUUACUUGUACCAAGAUGGCUGUGCUAUUUUGCACAGGGAUAUAAAUCGCUUCACACUUGGGGAUGUUAUUCGUGGCUGUAAAUCUAUCACAGAGGAGGUUAUCCUGCUGGUUGUUUAUAAUCUUCUGGGUGUGGUUGAGAAGCUGCACAAAGCAGAGAUUGUCCAUGGAGAUCUGAGUCCAGAGGUGUUCUUUCUGGGAAACAGGAUCUGUGAUCCAUUUGCUAAUGAUGAGAUGACAAGAGCUCUGAAGAUAGUGGAUUUCUCUCACAGUCUAGAUUUGAGAUUACAGUCUCGUGUAAGCUUGCCCAACAGCUUUCCUAUAUCUCAGACCCCUCAUGGACAACAGCUUCUGACGAAAAGUUCUCUUCCUUAUCAGGUAGACUUGGUUGGCAUUGCAGAUAUAGUCCACUUGAUGCUAUUUGGAGAACAUGUCCAGGUCCAUCAAGAGAAUUCCGUCUGGAAAAUCAGCCAAAAUUUAUCAAAGAUCGUUGACAGUGAUUUCUGGGGUAAACUUUUUGGGAGAAUUCUGAAUGCAGAUGGUAAGUCCACAGUGUCUCUGCUGAGGGAGUUAAGAGAGGAAAUAAGUGACAUGUUUGACAGCCGUUUCCAAGAACGUCUUUGUGAAUCCUUAGCUGCGCUGGGAGAAUCUUUCCUCUUGGAGAACUUCCUGUGAUUUCAUAGAGGACAAAUGUAUUUUGUAUUAUAGAGUGGAAUUUGUUGUUAACUUUUUAUUUAUUUUUUUUUAAAUGUAAGCAUGAACAGUGAUUGUAGCCGUUUCUGCAAUACUUCACGUGGGAUUCACUAAAGAAUGUUGAUAUGGCAUCAGUACAUAGAUAACCUCCUAAACCUGCUGGAUGAACUAGUCUGAGUAGUUUGCCAGAGAAAAUUGGUUGUCAUAACUGCCCCCUCCCCUUGUGUAGCUCCUUAAAAAUGUGUUUAAUACCCAGUUCACACUGCAGUUUCUGAAAUGUCUUUGUCCUAUGUUUAGUUGGUCUUUUAAUUGGUGUUUCAUCAA
Messenger RNA from Athene cunicularia (burrowing owl), 3818 nucleotides. RefSeq names its product BUB1 mitotic checkpoint serine/threonine kinase B (gene BUB1B). The record is from RefSeq and is a predicted model, not a curated record. Gene Ontology annotation, biological process: meiotic sister chromatid cohesion, centromeric; protein phosphorylation; mitotic spindle assembly checkpoint signaling. The transcript is spliced from 24 exons. Gene Ontology annotation, molecular function: protein kinase activity; ATP binding. Lineage: Eukaryota; Metazoa; Chordata; Aves; Strigiformes; Strigidae. The coding region runs from base 174 to 3476 and encodes 1100 amino acids.